GCGGGGAGCCGGGGGCUCAUGAAUAUGCAAUCUCUGGGUAGCCCCGCCCCCGUCGCCACGGAGACAGCUCCCACGCGCUGCCUGAAGUGGCCCUGCCGAGGCUGCUCGGGCCCAAGAGGGGGCCAGGGGUGGGGGGGCCCCGCCCUGGGCUGUGAGAGGAGCUGAGGUGGCUGAGAAGCCCAGCUCGAUGGAGCCUCCUUGGGACGGCGGCCAGCGAGGCCCGCGGACGGGGGCCGCCGGCGUGCGGGUGACGGACGUGAGCUGGCGCGGCCGGCAGAACCCCCGGCCCCGGAGCAGGGCCGGCGGCGGCGCCGAGACGCUGAUGGACGAGUACCUGUCGCCGGCUCGGCUGAAGGCUCUGGCUCAGGUGGAGGAUCUCCAGGACGUGACGAUGCUGGAGAUGUGUGUGGACACCCGCGAGAACAGCCUGGGGAACUUCGGUGUCCACGUGCCCAACCUGAGUCAGCUGAAACUGAACAACAGCCUGCUGUCUUCCAUCAGGGACCUGGGCACAUCGCUGGCUCGCCUGCAGAUUCUGUGGCUGACUCGCUGCGGGCUGGCCGAUCUGGACGGGAUCUGCUCCCUUCACUCACUAAAGGAGCUCUACAUGUCCUACAACAACAUUUCCGACCUGAGCCAGAUCUCUCUGCUGGAGCACCUGGAGGUUCUGGACCUGGAGGGCAACAAUAUCGAGAACAUGGAGCAGGUGCGCUACCUGGGCCUCUGCAAGAAGCUGAGCAUGCUCACUCUGGAGGGGAACCUGAUCUGCCUGAGGCCAGAGCCCGAUGCAGCUGAGGCCCCAGACUAUAACUACAGGGCUGAAGUGAAGAAGCUCAUUCCCCACCUCCAGUUCUUGGAUGAAGUGCCUGCCAACCAGACCUCCCUCCAGGUCUCUCGAAAGCUCGACAAGGACUGGCUCAUCGUCAAGGAGUCCAUCAAGGAAAGCAACGUGGUACAGAACGGCUCUCGGUUUGGCUCAGCAGCAGGGCAGAGGCUCAGCCCCAGGCUGAGGCUGUCCACGAGCCCCCUCCCCCCGGCCUCGCGGCUGUGGCCCCUCCACACGGGCCGGCCCCCCUGGGCGCCCUCGCCGGCAUCUCCCGGCAGCCCCUUCCUGGAAGCGCUGAUCCCCGAGGAGCCGGCCUCGGACUCCGACUCCAGCGACCUGACCCAUGGCGUCAGCCGCGUCCUCUGCGGAAACCCCAUCAAGGGCCUGCAGGAGCGCCGGCAGAGGCUUCAGGAGCCCAGUGGACUCUCCAUGCCCCAGCCUUUAGCCCUGGCAUCUGGGAAGUCGCCCAUUCAGGGCCUCGAGCCCUCCGGGAGGGCAGAGGACGGCCCGGCCUGGCCCCCAACCCUCUGGGCAGAGCUCAAGGCUUGGAAGGAGCAGCAGCGGCGGCGCUCCCAGGAGGAAGUGGACGACUCCAUCGAGCUGAAUGAGCAGGAGGAAGAGCAGAAGGCCAAGGCCGCGAGUCCCCUCGGGUCCUGCCCAGGCUCCCCAGGCUCUGCCGCAGAUCCGUCCAAAGUCCUGCGCGGGAGCAGAUGGCUAGCGGGGCCCGGCGGCCCCCUGGUCCCUUCUGCCCUCAAGCACCCCUCCCCUCCCCCGCUGCCUAGCCCCAGUGGACGGUCCAGGCCCGAGCUUCGGGGCAGGCGCCUGAACCUCAACCUCAGCCCGCUGGCCAGCUCGGAGUCAGGGGCCCACCUGGGGGAGCGGCUGGCUGUGCUGCCACCCUUCAGGGGCCUCACAGCCCUGAGAAGCCCGGGAGCCCAGAGCCACCCAGAGCCUCGAGGGCUCGGAGCCACCGUGAGGCCUGCAUCCAUAGAGCCCAAGCUCAGCCCGAAGGCCCUCAGGCAGGUGGGGGCCCUGUCUUUGGCCCCCCGCGCACCCUCCUCCCCCCUGGAGCCGGCCUUCUCCCUCUUCAGACACCGGGCCGAGAGAAGGGUGCCCGUCGUCCACCCGGCAGCCAAGACCCCCGAGAAGAUGUCUCUGCCGGCCCCCGGCCGGCCCGCCCUGCACAGGCUGUCCAGCCUGCCCGGAGUGGGGCCUCCGACGCCCCCGACACACCUCCAGAGGAAUCCCAAGUCCUAGCGGGCGGCAGGGCCGGCCUGAAAGGGAAGGGAGGCCGCGGAGAGCCGGCGCCAGCUCCCGGCCCGGCUGCCAAUCACUCUAGUCGCGGCUGGCCAGAAACGGGGUUUAUUUUCGGGGAUCGCCGGUCAAUAGAGAAAUUACGCAGCCGA
Monodelphis domestica (gray short-tailed opossum) is the source of this 2232-nucleotide messenger RNA. It is a transcript of the gene LRRC56, whose product is annotated as leucine rich repeat containing 56. NCBI's taxonomy places the organism in Eukaryota, Metazoa, Chordata, Mammalia, Didelphimorphia, Didelphidae. The record is from RefSeq and is a predicted model, not a curated record. Gene Ontology annotation, molecular function: protein binding.